Molecule: messenger RNA, 3543 nt
Organism: Electrophorus electricus (electric eel)
Lineage: Eukaryota; Metazoa; Chordata; Actinopteri; Gymnotiformes; Gymnotidae
Source: RefSeq, a predicted model, not a curated record
UAGACUGUCUGUGUGUGGUACGGGCUGUGGCGUUGCUGGACGAACGGGAAACGCGAAAGUGGAGUACGACGUUACACUUUGGAACGUUCCAAAAGCUCUUCAAAAUCGGAAGUACAUUUUGGCACGAUUUUUUUUUUUUGGAAGGGGGGGAUUAUGCAGACAUUUUUUUUCUGAGACCAUUCGACCUAGCUUCGGAGUUUUUGUGUGGUUAGUGAGUAAAAAAUCUUUAUCGUCUUGCUCUCGGACCUGCGGUAGAAGAAGCAGUCGUCUCCGCUCGCCUUCUAGACAGAGAGCGCACCGGGAGAUGUUUGACGCGCUUGUUGGCGUCGAGCAGGAACGUUUUCGACGCUUGGGCAGCGUCGAGUGCACACGGGACAGCGAUUGUACGUUUUAAAGUUAUUCGUCGUCUUUGAAAGUGGAUGCGACUGGACAUUUUUGGAGGCGCAAAACCAGAGAUAAAAGGUUCAGAGAUCUGAAAGCAGGGGACUGUGUCGGGGUGUUUGGCCCCUAGCGACCGGUGGGCUUUCUGUCCGGCUGAUGUACUGAAUACAGUGGCGUUGCCAGCGAUCGCCUCCUCGAAAUAUCGAGCCCCACGAUUCGCAGACCUCCGAUAAAUAAAGGAUACAUUUCAAGAUGUAUCCACAGGGCCGGCAUCCGGCGCCCCACCAGCCUGGUCAGCCAGGCUUCAAAUUCACAGUGGCAGAGUCCUGCGACAGGAUCAAAGAUGAAUUCCAGUUCCUGCAAGCGCAGUAUCACAGUCUGAAGGUGGAGUAUGACAAACUGGCCAAUGAGAAGACUGAAAUGCAACGCCACUAUGUCAUGUACUACGAGAUGUCCUAUGGGCUUAACAUUGAAAUGCACAAACAGACUGAGAUUGCUAAAAGACUCAACGCAAUUCUAGCUCAGAUCAUGCCUUUUCUGUCACAAGAGCACCAACAGCAGGUGGCCCAGGCUGUUGAGCGUGCCAAGCAAGUGACAAUGACCGAACUGAAUGCCAUCAUCGGGGUACGUGGACUUCCCAAUCUGCCCCUCACCCAGCAGCAGCUCCAGGCUCAGCACCUCUCCCACGCGGCCCACGGCCCCGUGGCCCUGCCCCCCCACCCUUCGGGCCUGCAGCCUCCUGGCAUCCCCCCAGUCACAGGUUCCGGUGCCGGCCUGCUGGCACUGGGUGCCCUGGGCGGCCAGCCCCACCUGCCCGUCAAAGAUGAGAAGAACCACCACGACCUGGAGCAUAGAGAGAGCACGAAUAACUCCAUCUCACCGUCGGACAGCCUCCGUACCGGCAGCGAGAAGCACCGCGGCUCCUCCGACUACAGCCUGGACUCCAAGAAACGCAAGAUGGAGGAGAAGGACAGCAUGAGCAGAUAUGACAGCGACGGUGACAAAAGUGACGACCUUGUGGUUGACGUUUCAAACGAGGACCCUGCCACGCCCCGAGCGAGCCCUGCACACUCCCCACCGGAGAACGGCCUGGACAAGCCCCGCCCCCCUAAGAAGGACACACCCAAUAGCCCUGCCUCUGUGGCCUCCUCCGGCAGCACGCCUUCCUCCAAAACUAAGGAGCAUGGGCAUAAUGACAAAUCGUCCACGCCCGGCCUCAAGUCCAACACACCCACCCCGCGGAACGACGCGCCCACCCCUGGCACCAGCACCACGCCAGGCCUGCGGCCCAUCCUGGGCAAGCCGCCCAUGGAGGCUCUGGCGCAUGCUGAUUUGCGAUGGGCUCCGUGUGUCUCCGUAGCGGCCCCGGCCCUGCGCACACCCCUCUCCAUCGCCGGCUCCUACCCGACGCCCUUCGCCAUGAUGGGCCACCACGAGAUGAACGGCUCACUGACCAGCCCCGGGGUUUAUGCCGGCCUGCACAUCUCACCCCAGAUGAGUGCGGCAGCUGCUGCCGCCUAUGGCCGAACACCCAUUGCGGGCUUUGAGCAUCCGCAUAUGAGACCCCCGGGCCUCCCUGCCAGUCUCACCUCCAUCUCCGGGGGAAAGCCGGCCUACUCCUUCCACGUCAGCGCCGACGGGCAGAUGCAGCCCGUUCCCUUCCCCCCGGACGCCCUGAUCGGCCCCGGGAUCCCGCGCCACGCCCGCCAGAUCAACACGCUGAGCCACGGCGAGGUGGUGUGCGCCGUCACCAUCAGCAACCCCACCCGCCACGUCUACACAGGGGGCAAGGGCUGCGUCAAGAUCUGGGACAUCAGCCAGCCGGGCAGCAAGAGCCCCGUGUCCCAGCUCGACUGCCUGAACCGCGACAACUACAUCCGCUCCUGCAAGCUGCUUCCUGACGGGCGCACGCUGAUCGUGGGUGGGGAGGCGAGCACUCUAACCAUCUGGGACCUGGCAUCGCAGACGCCCCGCAUCAAGGCUGAGCUGACGUCGUCGGCGCCAGCCUGCUAUGCUCUGGCCAUCAGCCCCGACGCCAAGGUCUGCUUCUCCUGCUGCAGCGACGGCAACAUCGCCGUCUGGGACCUGCACAACCAGACCCUCGUCAGGCAAUUCCAGGGCCACACGGACGGUGCCAGCUGCAUCGACAUCUCCCAUGACGGCACCAAGCUGUGGACAGGCGGCCUGGACAACACGGUGCGCUCGUGGGACCUGAGGGAGGGCCGGCAGCUGCAGCAGCACGACUUCACGUCUCAGAUCUUCUCGCUGGGUUACUGCCCCACGGGCGAGUGGCUGGCCGUGGGCAUGGAGAGCAGCAACGUGGAGGUGCUCCACCACACCAAGCCCGACAAGUAUCAGCUCCACCUGCACGAGAGCUGCGUGCUCUCCCUCAAGUUUGCCUACUGUGGUAAAUGGUUCGUGAGCACAGGGAAGGACAAUCUGUUGAAUGCAUGGAGGACUCCCUACGGCGCCAGCAUUUUCCAGUCAAAGGAAUCGUCCUCGGUCCUGAGCUGUGACAUCUCGGCGGACGACAAGUACAUCGUCACCGGAUCUGGCGACAAGAAGGCUACGGUGUAUGAGGUGAUCUACUAGGCCCAGAGGUUAUCGGAGUGGGGAAGCUCAGGACCUGAAGAGCAGGACCAAGGGCGGGGCGACGGGGGGGCGGGGCGGCUCACUCCUCCUCCUCCUCCUCCUCCUCCGGUGACGCCCCCCCGCGGUGGCUGUCGGCCUGACCGCGUGUCUCACUCGCAUCCCCAUUCGCCCCCUCCUUCACGCAACCGCCUGUCUGACGGCGGCUUGGACUAGUCGGGAAUGUGCUGGACUAAACUGGGCAGGGCCGGGCAGGGCUGGGCUGGACUGGGCUGGACUGGACAGCCUUCAGCCACUAACGCGUCGUACUCAUUCAUCCCUCCCUCGACUGCCAUUCCUAGCACAGGUCGUAUGGCACUAGAAGAGCAUACCGCAGAUUUUAUUUUUCCCUUUGCAUCUUGUUGGGUUUUAUGGGUGUGGUGGGUUUUUUUUGUUUUGUUUUGUUUUGUUUUUUUUUAUGUAUGGUGAGUGUUCCAUAUUGCAACAUGAAGCAGCGCUUCGUUCCGAAACUUUAUCCAUGUGGAGGUUCUGUGAAAAGUGUACAUAAUGGAGUAUUAAAAGGCCUUUUAUAGA